Molecule: messenger RNA, 2310 nt
Organism: Gavia stellata (red-throated loon)
Lineage: Eukaryota; Metazoa; Chordata; Aves; Gaviiformes; Gaviidae
Gene: SLF1
Product: SMC5-SMC6 complex localization factor 1
Exons: 16
Coding region: 1-2310 (769 amino acids)
Biological process (GO): positive regulation of double-strand break repair
Molecular function (GO): protein binding
Source: RefSeq, a predicted model, not a curated record
AUGGCAAGUGGCAGCCAGAAACCGAUAAUCCAAUUAACUGGAUUUAAAAAACGAGAGAAGAAGGCACUGCUGGAAUGGCUGUUCAGACUGGACUGUGUUUUUUUAGAUAACAAGAAAUACAGAAAUUGUACACAUCUGAUAGCAAAAAAGCUGUGCAAGAGUGAAAAGUUCUUAGCUGCCUGUGCUGCUGGAAAGUGGAUACUAACUGAGGAGUACGUAAUUAAUAGUGCCGAAAGCGGCAGAUGGCUUGAUGAAACAACGUACGAAUGGGGAUAUGAAAUUGAAAAAGACACCCAUUAUUCACCUCAAAUGCAAUCUGCACCUAAAAGAUGGCGCGAAGAACUGACACGCUCUAGUGCUCCAGGGGCCUUCCACAGAUGGAAAGUUGUCCUCCCUGUUAAGGAAGGUGAUAAACGAAUGGCGUCUAUUAGAAGAGUUCUUCAGGCUGGAAAGGCAACCAUAUGUUCAUCUCAAAAUGCAGAGCGCAAUAUAACUCAUGUAUUCAUCAUCAAUAAAAUUGUUCCUAUGCAAAACAAAAAAUGUCUCUCUGAAGCUCGAUACUACCCUUUGCAAUAUCUGGGAGAUUACCUUUUUGAGAAUAAAAUGAAAAAUAUUGAAGAUAUCCAAAUGAAUCAUUUCGUGGCUGCACAAGAAACGGACCAAAUCAUGUCUAACAUGCAGCUUGCUGAAAUGAAAAAUGCUGUUAUAAAACAUAUGUAUUUUGCUGCGGCUUUUAAGCACAGGUGUGCUCAAAAAGACCAGCUGAAUAAAUCCUAUCCAGAGGUUAAAAAACUGUCCAGAGGCACAUGGUAUAUACUUGAAGGAUUAGUGGAAGAGUAUUUAUUUCCAGAUGUAAUCACAGAACUUGCUGCUGGUCAAAAGUAUUCUACACCUCCUGUGCAACUUCUUCAUUCUCUUCUAGAAUAUGUCCUAUUGGGAAAUAGCGAUGCAGUAUUUUAUGCGAAACUUCAUCACAUUUUGUACCUUGUUCUCCAACGUGAUCCUCCGUGGAAGUCCCCAUCUAUGUUAAAGUAUUAUUUGGAUCUUCUUCAGUGUCCUAUCUGUAAGAAAGGCACAUGGUCCUUGAUAGAGAUGCUUGUAAGGUCUUGCCUUUAUUGCCAAACCAUUUGUCAUACAGUCCCAGUUUCAGGGAGAGGAGAUGAACAGAGGAUAGUUCACAAAACAUUAUUGAAGUUUUUCUUUGAUUUAGUAAAAGCUGAAGUAGAGUUUCUGACAAUGAGUUUGGUUGAAGGGACCAAUUCACAGCAUCAGCAAGUCAUGCCACAGACAGUUCUUCUGAAGACCUUUUGGGUGGGAAGUGAAACCUCAGUGCUUUUUACCAAACACAUAAAUAUUCUAGCAGAUUGGGUCAUACUUUCCCAUAGAGAAUUGAACAGAAAAAAUGAUGCUUUCAGAUGUGAAAUAGCUGGUCUGUUAAAUGCAAUUCUUGGAACUGUAGUGGAAUACUGGAUCAUCUCAAGUUUGCUUUUGGACAGAAAUGUGUUUCAUCAAAUAGCUGAUGAUUUGGCACAUUACCUUGCCAUUUCAUGUGAUGAUUUUUCGAUACAUGAAUUAAAACUGUUCAUUUGUUCCAUAUCAUCCCUCUGGCUUCAAAUGUUUGUCGCAGAAGCAGUUUUUAAAAAAAUGUGUUUACAGAGGAAUAUAACCAUUUCUACAGAACCUCUUUCUCUUCAGAAAAUAGUCUGUUCUUAUUUGCCUGCUUUGCGAGAGGUAGGGAUGCACAAGACAAGAAAGAUACACAAAGCAAAGAAAAAGAAAACAGGGCAACGGCCAUGCCCUGAGUCUCAAAGGGCAUUACAGAUGCUAAAUGGCGAUAAGCAGAACCAAGUCAAAGUGCUGCCUGAUCUACCUGACUUAAUCUUUAAUAAGUGCCCUCCAUUGACAAAGAAGCUUAGAGCAAAAGCAGAAGUUGAGGCUUCAUACACCAAAGAGAAUUGCUACCUUUUGGCUGAAGAGGUACAUUUUUACAGGAGAAAUACUAAAGGAGAGACAGCCCUGCAUAAAGCUUGCAUAAGUAACAAAGUGGAGAGAUUGAUUCAGCUUCUCUCUUCCCCUGGAACAGACAUUAAUGCUAAAGACUAUGCUGGCUGGACGCCUUUGCAUGAAGCCUGUAACCAUGGCAGCACAGUGUGUGUCCGUGAAAUUUUGCAACGUUGUCCAGAGGUAGACCUGCUCAGUCAAGUGGACGGGGUGACUCCUUUGCAUGAUGCACUGUCAAAUGGACAUGUAGAAAUUGGCAAGCUGCUACUUCAGCAUGGGGGUGAGUGCAUUUAUGCUAAACUGGUUUAG